Molecule: messenger RNA, 3355 nt
Organism: Chanos chanos (milkfish)
Lineage: Eukaryota; Metazoa; Chordata; Actinopteri; Gonorynchiformes; Chanidae
Gene: ipo11
Product: importin 11
Exons: 30
Coding region: 92-3019 (975 amino acids)
Biological process (GO): protein import into nucleus
Cellular component (GO): nuclear envelope; cytosol
Molecular function (GO): small GTPase binding
Source: RefSeq, a predicted model, not a curated record
CGCCAUCCUUGCAGCGCGUGUGUUGUGUUAGGAGCGAACAACCACAGUUUUGAUAUAUCAGGGUGUUACCAUAUUUACUAAAGGCUCACCCAUGGACAUUCAGAGUGCCAGCUCGGUGGUCCUGCAGGCCCUGACCCAAGCUACCAGCCAGGACACAGCCCUGCUGAAGCCGGCUGAAGAACAGCUGAGACAGUGGGAGACACAGCCUGGCUUUUACUCCGUGCUUCUGAAUAUCUUCAACAAUCAUAUGUUGGAUGUUAAUGUGAGAUGGCUGGCUGUUUUGUAUUUCAAAAACGGCAUCGACCGAUACUGGAGGAGAGUGGCACCACACGCUCUCUCUGAAGAGGAGAAGACAUCUCUCCGAGCCGGACUCAUCACUAACUUCAACGAACCGGUCAACCAGAUAGCCACACAGAUAGCGGUGCUGAUCGCCAAGGUCGCGCGGCUGGACUGCCCUCGGCAGUGGCCCGAACUCAUACCCAUCCUGCUGGAGUCGGUCAAGGUACAAGAUGGGCUUCAGCAGCACCGGGCCCUGCUCACCUUUUACCACGUCACCAAGACCCUGGCCUCCAAACGCCUGGCGCCCGACAAGAAGCUUUUUCAGGAUCUGGCGUCCAGCAUCUACAGUUUUGCGUGUUCUCUGUGGAACCACCACACAGACACGUUCCUGCAGCAGGUGUACGCCCGGGAUGAAGAGGCCGCUCUUAGCUCGCUAGAACGCACGCUGCUGUCUCUGAAAGUUCUUCGCAAGCUGACGGUCCAUGGAUUUAUUGAACCACAUAAAAAUAUGGAGGUCAUGGGCUUCUUGAAUUCAGUGUUUGAGAGACUAAAGCAGUUUUUGGAGUGCUGUCGUCAUGUUGGCCAGGGAAGCGUCUGUAGGGAAAAGUUGGAGAAGACCAUCAUUCUGUACACUAAAGUCUUACUGGACUUCCUAGAGUACCACCCGUUCCCGUUCAUUCCCCUCAUUCAACGCUCUCUGGAAUUUGCCGUGAGCUACGUAUUUACCGAGGUGGGAGAGGGAGUGGUGUUUGAGCGUUUCAUCGUACAGUGCAUGAACCUCAUAAAGAAGAUCGUCAAAAACGAUUCCUACAAACCUGCCAAAAAUAUUGAAGACAGCAAACCGGAGAGCCUGGAGGCACAUAAGAUUAAGACUGCCUUCUUCACCCACCCGACCCUGGCCGAGAUCGGGAGGAGGCUCGUCUCACACUAUUUCCUGCUGACGGAGGAAGAGCUGGCUAUGUGGGAGGAGGAUCCAGAAAGUUUUGCUGUUGAAGAAACAGGGGGUGAUUCAUGGAAGUACAGUUUACGGCCGUGCACAGAGGUGUUAUUUUUGGAUAUUUUCCACAACUACAGCCAAACUCUGACGCCUGUACUUCUAGAAAUGGUGCAGAACUUGCAGGGUCCCACUAAUGUAGAGGAACCAGUGCAGCUGCUGAUGAAGGAUGCAGUUUACAAUGCGGUGGGACUGGCCGCCUACGAGCUUUUUGAUAACGUCGACUUUGACCAGUGGUUCAAGAACCAACUCCUGGCCGAGCUACAAGUCAGUCACAACAGGUAUAAGCUGAUCAGAAGAAGGGUGAUCUGGCUGAUCGGACAGUGGAUAUCCGUGAAAUUCAAAUCUGACCUUCGACCUUUGCUCUACGAGGUCAUCCUCAGCCUCAUGCAGGAUCCAGAUCUUGUGGUCCGCAUUGAAACGGCCACAACGCUGAAGCUUGCAGUGGAUGACUUUGAAUUCAGGACCGAGCAAUUCCUGCCGUACUUGGAGUCUAUCUUCGGCCUGCUUUUCCAGCUCCUGCAGCAGGUCACGGAGUGUGACACGAAGAUGCAGGUGCUGCAUGUCAUCUCGUGCGUCAUAGAGAGGGUCAGCAUUCAGAUUCGGCCGUAUGUGGGCUGCCUGGUUCAGUACCUGCCUCUUCUGUGGAAGCAGUCGGAGGAACACAACAUGCUGCGCUGUGCUAUCCUCACCACCCUCAUCCACCUGGUACAGGGACUUGGUGCGGAAAGUAAGAACCUGUAUCCUUUCCUGCUGCCUGUAAUCCAACUCAGCACGGACGUCUCACAGCCCCCACACGUCUACCUGCUGGAGGACGGCCUGGAACUCUGGUUGGUAACACUGGAAAACAGCCCUGCCAUCACACCUGAACUGCUGAGAAUCUUCCAGAACAUGUCUGCUCUGCUAGAGAUGAGCUCAGAAAACCUCAAGACGUGCUUCCAAAUUAUCAACGCCUACACCUACUUAUCAGCCACAGAGUUUUUACAGAACUAUGCUGAAGGCCUGUGCAGAUCCUUUUGUGAGCUGAUGACAGACAUCACCACUGAGGGACAAGUCCAAGUUCUGAAGGUUGUGGAAAUUGUAAUAAAAGUAAGUCCAGUCUUGGGAUCUCACAUGUUCCAGCCUCUGCUUCCAGCAGUAUUCCGUGGGAUUGUGGACGGAGAGAGAUACCCAGUGGUCAUGUCCACGUACCUGGGCGUGAUUGGUCGAGUUCUGCUGCAGAACUCCAGCUUCUUCUCCUCGCUCCUCACACAGAUGGCUGCGGAGUUUAAUCAGGAGAUGGACCAGCUUUUGGGCAGUGUCAUCGAGAUGUGGGUGGACCGUAUGGACAACAUCACACAGCCAGAGAGGAGAAAACUCUCAUCUUUGGCUCUGCUUUCAUUGUUACCCUCAGAUAACAGUGUCAUUCAGGACAAGUUCUGUGGGAUUAUUAACAUCUGCGUGGAGGCACUGCAUGACGUCAUGACGGAAGAUCCAGAAACAGGAACCUUCAAAGACUGCAUGUUGGUGAGUAAUUUAGAAGAGCCCAAACUGACGGACGAUGAGGAACCACCCACAGAACAGGACAAGAGGAGGAAGCUGCUGGCUCUGGAGGACCCGGUGCACAGCGUCUCUCUGCAGCAGUUUGUCUACGAGAAGCUCAAGGCCCAGCAGAUGCUGAUGGGAGACCAGGGCUUCCAGACGCUCAUGGAAACGGUUGACACGGAGAUCGUCAGGCAGCUGAAAGAGUUCCUACAGGGGAUGUGAGUAGGUCAAAAGGACUAUAGCUAAGGGCAAAAAACCCAUCACUUACCCACAAGCCAACUUUAAAUAAAACAUAAAUUGAGCUUCCAUUUUAACGGCUUUGUCUGUGGCCUCAUACACAUUUGUGGAAAUGAGAUGGGCUAGCAAAGUAUACACAAGGAGGAAGGGAAAAGGAGACUAUAUCAUAAAUUUACUCAGUGGGGCCCCUAAUGUCGGGGCCUUUGAUUUUUGUUUUGUAUCAGAAGAAAAAAGACUCUGUGAUGGAAUUUUGGAGUCUCGUGUUGAAGGACCCAAGCAGUGUUUACAUUUAUGCUUCACACAGAACCAGAAAAUGUCUUU